AUGGCGAUGGAUGUCUAUAACAGGCAGUACUCCGGAAACGUCGACGAGGAUCCCGUCGGCGGCCGCAAGAGGUAUACCUACUGGGUGAUGUUCAAGCGCCCUGCAAUGCGAACCUCCACCGACAUGAAAAAGAUUCUGGCGGAGUACAUGUUUUUCUUCAAGAAGAAGAUGUCCUGCAGGAACAUCAAGAUCACCCCCAGGAGGAGUCCCAUCGACGGACAAUCCGUGGUCAGCCUCGAAUAUGAGAUGAAGGAGUAUGGAGAGAUUCCACGCGGUCAGAAGCUCAAGAACAAGUACCAGCAGGCUUACAUGAUUGAGAUCAAUCUGGCAGCACCGGCAUAG
This is a messenger RNA of Symbiodinium necroappetens, 342 nucleotides long. Lineage: Eukaryota; Dinophyceae; Suessiales; Symbiodiniaceae. The record is from the annotation of a GenBank genome assembly.